AUGACUAUUAACGAAUGCGUGUCACAACCUUGUCGUAACGGAGGUACCUGCCUGAAAGGUGUUAAUUCCUUCAACUGUGCCUGUACAUUUGGUUAUGGUGGACCUACAUGCUCUGAAGUUUCUGUCCCGGAUCAAUUUGAUGGCUUACCUCGUAUAGUUCUCACAGUUGUACCAGAAGGAGUUAUCACUGAGGAGGAACUCGAAAAGGCGAUACAAGACGUCUUGCUACAGAAAUCGUCUAGUCUCGCAGCAAUGACAAUAGCAGAUAUAGUUUUGAUAGAUCAAGAUGGUUUCUAUACCGUUGAACUCGUCUUCAACAGAACCCGUUUAAAUGAUACAAUCAUAACGGAUAUGGGAAAAGACAUACGGGCGAAGUUAGAUAGCCAUAGUUAUCAAUUAACCUACAACGGCAAAACAAUGCAAGUUGUUAAGGAGGCACAGUUUUACUACGGUUCAAAUAACUCCGCGCCAAUCACAUCCUCUUGUUUCUGGUACCAACAUAAACGAACAUGUGUAGACAAGGACCUCUGCAUCAUGACGGAUGACAGAGAGAAGUGCAGAUGUGAGGAGACGGUCUGUAAUGUUGAUGCAACCGGAGGAUUACUAGCGACCGUAUUACCAUCUGUCCUAUUUCCCUUGAUGCUGCUGAUGUGUUUAGUUGUUUGCCACGCUUAUCCGUGCUGUGCACGACCAAGAUACAUAUACGUAGAUAUCAUUGAAGUUGAACCGCCAGAGGAACCUCCAAUGAUAUUUCCCACGAUAUUGCCUAGAUAUGCUGAUAGUUCGUAUGACAAAAGACCUGUGACUUUGAAAGACGUUUCAACUAUUAUAAUACCAGUCGAUGAUGCCCCAGUAGCGGUUACAGAAACAAUUGAAGCUCGAAAAGAAAUGUCUCACAUGUAACACCACCAAAAUAUGUAUAAGAUAUUGUUUGUCUAUUGGCUAAUGGAUUUUAGCUUUAUAGUAGAUGCAAGAUAGUGCAAUGGUGACAGAAAUAAAAACUACAGGUGAUAAUGACAGAAUGAUCUAUAUUGUUCGAAAUGGAUACUGAGAUGAUUUUAUAGAAAUAUUCUUCCAGGUUUCAAGGCAAACUUUAUUUCAGUUUUGUGACGGUAUGUUAUGAAAUGAUUCUGUGGCGAAUCGUUGUUUUAUAUGAAAAUAGAACCUUUCUGUGAUUGCAAUGGAAGAAAACAGAAUUCAUGUGAAAUAUCACAGACAGAAUAUAUUGUUAUUGUUUUUCGAAAUUAGUAUAGAUGUAUGUGUUUUUGUUUUGUAGGGUACAUUCUCGGGUUUUAACAGAUUUUUGUUAUAUUAUUGAAGUAUUAUUAUGUCACUUACUACGUAAUGUACUGUAUCACUUUAUUACUUGCCAAAACACAAUCUAUCGAUUAAAGCUUUGGGAAAGUCUUUUGUUAUCGAUUAAAGCUUUGGGAAAGUUUUUUGUUAUCGAUUAAAGCUUUGGGAACGUU
Mercenaria mercenaria is the source of this 1469-nucleotide messenger RNA. RefSeq lists its product as uncharacterized. The coding region runs from base 1 to 903 and encodes 300 amino acids. The record is from RefSeq and is a predicted model, not a curated record. The transcript has 9 exons. Gene Ontology annotation, molecular function: calcium ion binding. Lineage: Eukaryota; Metazoa; Mollusca; Bivalvia; Venerida; Veneridae.